Molecule: messenger RNA, 1514 nt
Organism: Haliotis rufescens (red abalone)
Lineage: Eukaryota; Metazoa; Mollusca; Gastropoda; Lepetellida; Haliotidae
Product: aquaporin-9-like
Exons: 7
Coding region: 358-1308 (316 amino acids)
Biological process (GO): glycerol transmembrane transport; water transport
Cellular component (GO): basolateral plasma membrane; plasma membrane
Molecular function (GO): glycerol channel activity; water channel activity
Source: RefSeq, a predicted model, not a curated record
UGAACUUAACCAGUCACAACCGAGCAAAUGCUAAGCGAACACCUUUUGCUUUGUCAAAACGAUAACAUUGAAAUCGAUGGAAGCAAACAUUUUCCAAAAUCUUAGCCUGCCAGUAACCAAGAGAUCUGACCGUCAGAUGUGGACACAGAUACCAGAGAUGACCAGGACACAAGCGACCUCGCCCCCAUGUUCCGCAUGUGUGUUGCUUUAUCUGUUUCUCAGGUCACCCGUCUCAGAGCGCCUGGCGGUUGCCCCUAGUCUCGUGUGAUUGGAGAACUAGCAACUGUGUUGUCGUAAGACCCACUGUUGACACUGCUAGUGAGAGUGUAGACUUGGCAGUAAGGUGUAACCUUCGAAAUGGGAUUAAAGGCAAUUAAGAAAAAGCUGAGGCUUGAUAAUUUACUUGCCAGACAAAUUUUUGCGGAAUUUUGGGGAACAUUUAUACUUGUGACAUUUGCUGUCGCCUCUGGAGCUCAAUAUGUCCUCAGUCGCAAGGAGCUCAGCAGUUUCCUUACCGUCAACUUUGCAGGAGGCAUGGGGCUCACGCUUGGCAUCUACUGGUCAGGCGGGGUGUCAGGAGGCUCUUUAAACCCCGCUGUGACGCUUGGCCUGUGUUUGAGGGGCAUCGUGCCGUGGUACAAGUGGCCCUUCUACACGAUAGCCAACUUGUGUGGAGCCUUCUUCGCAGCUGCUGUUCAAUAUGGACUUUAUCGUGAUGCCAUCAACCACUUCGACGGCGGUAUCCGAUACACCACCGGCGUGAAUGCAACAGCGGGAAUAUUCGCUACCUACCCACAACCUUAUGUGUCUACCGCCAGCUGCCUCUUUGAUCAGGUAUUUGGUACCUUCAUCCUAGUCGGGUGUAUCCUGGCUAUAACAGACAAGAACAACAUGCUGCCUCAUAAAGGUUUUGUCCCUGUGGCUCUCGGGUCCAUUGUAUUCGCCAUAGGAACAUGCUUUGCCUUGAACUGCGGUUAUGCCAUCAACCCCGCUAGAGAUCUCGGACCGAGAAUAUUUACAGCUCUAGCCGGGUGGGGUACGGAACCAUUCACGUUCCGCAACUACUGGUUCUGGGUGCCUAUCGUGGGCCCCAUGGUCGGGUCCUUCACGUCGUGGGCUAUAUACUUCUUAUUCAUAGAGAUGCACUGGCCAGAUGAAGAGGAGGAAGUCACCGUCGACGUCAAGGGAAAUGGCGUUAGACCUAAUGGGACGUCGAUAGAGGACAAAGGUUACGUAAAUGAGGGAUUCACCGGUGGUAGAUCAGACGCCAGACUCGCGUCAGACGAGGCUAUAGUGACGGGCACAUGAAAUAGGAGGGUUAAACACGCCAUACUCACACACCGGUAACAUAUUGUGCCAGUCGAAGACUGUAACGAUAUGCGGGUCACGAUCAUCUUCCCGAGGCAAGAGAGUAAACUGACUAUACAAGUCCAGUUUCCACCCUUGCCGAACUAGGCUGGUAUUAUGGAGUUACAUUUUGGCUGGACUAACGAGUCUAUGCAUAGUCCAAUCAA